AUGAUUACCCCCGCCACGACACACCGGUCCCUUCGGGAUGGAGAAUAUGCAACCAAUCUGGACGCUGCUACUACUGCUGACGAUGAAGACGAAGAGAGGGGGUUGGCACUCGUUACCAAACUGAAGACUCUCGCCAACAAGUUCCCAACUCUCGACAAGUACAUAACUCUGAUGCGGAAGAACCCGGACCCUAAGAAGUUGGAGGCAAUGGUGAAGAGCGACCCACAACUCAGCAAGCUCAAGAGGACAGUGAAGAGGAGCGGACUCAAGAUAACCACCCGAAACAUUCAACGAGUGAGGUCGAUUUCGUUGGCGGAUGCGACUGGAGUGAACAGACUGAAGAUGUUGUUUCUACUCGUGGUGCUGUGCGGAUUGCUUGGAGCUGGUGAGUACGCGUUGUUCUUACUUAUUGAAGGGCUGGCUUCGGGCGGAAUUACAGCUCCCGUGGGCAGGGAGAUACCAACAUAA
This is a messenger RNA of Phytophthora sojae, 468 nucleotides long. RefSeq lists its product as hypothetical. The coding region runs from base 1 to 468 and encodes 155 amino acids. The transcript has a single exon. NCBI's taxonomy places the organism in Eukaryota, Oomycota, Peronosporomycetes, Peronosporales, Peronosporaceae. The record is from RefSeq and is a predicted model, not a curated record.